GUGAUCACUACAAUUUGCGUGAAACGGUAGUUUACAGAAGCCGAUUUCAGUGACGAAAUGUCGUUCCCAAGGGCCAAAACAAAAAGAUUCAAUGAGAUCGGGAGUUGUGCUCCACCGGUUGGGUCGUACGAUGUGAAAGGUGCAGAGAAAAAGUCUGCUGGAAUUGCUGCAUUCGACAAAACUGAACGCUUCAAAGAACCAAAAGUGCCUCAACCAGCAGUACAAACGCCUCGUCCAAGAUCCAGCUCCGUCUCGAGUCUUAAGAAAUCCAACAGCUCCAUCUCGCUGCCAGAUUACGACAAAGUUACUCCCAUCAAGAUGAACAAUUUAUCUUCAUUCGACGUUAGUUCAAGUGAAGAACAUAAUGCAAAGUAUGAGAAGCUAAUGGAGGAGUUGUUAUCUAUCACUGCAAAGCUCAACAGUAAACAGCAGGAAUUGGAAAGUUUAAGAUCAGCCACGAAUCUCAGAGAACAGAACCUACAGGCCGAUCUGGAGGAAUACAAAUCACGAAUGUCUGCGUUGGAACAGUCCAAGGAGGCGCUAGAGGUGAGCAAAAAGGAAAUACUAGUCCACCGAGAAGAGCUGGAAAGUGAGAUCAGUAAAUUACACGGAUUAAUCGACCAGUUGAGACUGGAUAAUUCUGAGUUGAGUCAGCAGCUAGUCAACGAGCAGCAGAGACAGGAGUUUAUGCACCAAGAAUUUGAGAGGACAUUGGAGAAGUCAAAGCAAAGAUCACAGGAUGCUGAGAAUGAUCUUCAGGACAAACUCAAACAAUCUUUGUUGAGGCAUGACGAGUUGCAGACGUCGCUGGAGACUGCAGAGGAGAAGCUCUCCACCCUGCAGGUGGCUUUUAAUAAUGAGACAAGACAAAGAGCUGAUCUAGAGCCACAGCUUUCCCAGGCCUGGAACACCAUCGCUAAGCUGCAGAACAGAAAGGAAGAACUUCAGCAAGAGGUCAAUCAUGUCAGGUCAGAGGUUAAAGUUCAGCAAGAGGUUGCUGAGGAGGAGAGACGGAAGAGGAUCGAGUCCCAAGAGAUGGCUGAGGAACUACAAGAGGAAUUAAAAAGGGAAUUCGGUGAGAGUGUAGCCGAGGUUAAUCAACUGCAGAGAGAUCUGGCAGUCUCAAGGCAGCAAGGAGAAGACGCCCAGCAGCAGCUUGAAGAUCAAGAAGAGGAACACUGGAAAGAAUUGGCUGCCACCGAAGAGUCCAUGCAAGCCAUCCAGCAGGAACUGAGUCGCCAUGAAGUCGAGAUGGACCAGCUGCGGAAAGAUCUGUCCAUCUCCAGGGAACAAACUGUCGAGACCCAGCAACUGCUGCAGGAACAACACAAGGAACAUUUGGAAGAAAUCGCCACCUCCGAAGAGUGUAUUCAAGCUUUUAAGAAGGAGGUCAGCGAGUAUAAAGCAGAGCUGAGUCAACUCCAUGACGAUGUAGCUCUCUCCAAGCAAGAGACGGCAGACGCCCAAGAAGAGACUCAGCAACAAGAGGAGAAGCAUCAGGAGGAACUUUCUCGCAUCCAAGAAUCCAUGAACACUAUAAAAGAGAAGUGCAUCCAAGAAACAGAUCGGAGCAAAGCAGAAACAUCUCAACUGCAGAAAGAUCUGUCCAUCGCCAGACAGGAAACGAACGAAGCCCAACAACAACUGGAACGACAAGUCGAGGAGCACAAGAAGAAAAUGGCCGUCUCAGAGGAGUCUAUGCAAGCUGUUAAGCAGGAAUUCAGCCGUCGUCUGGUAGACACACAGACCAGGCUUUCCUUGAAGGGAUCUGAGGUGCAGAGGCUGAGCAAGGAAGUGGAAGACAAGGGCAAGCAGCUUGAGGAGGAGGCUAGCAAGAGGAAAGCAGGAGAGUUGGAAGUUGAGCAAAUACAAAGUGCCCACAAGCAAUCACAAACAACCCUAAAAUCAUCAAUCAACCGCCUCGAGGAGAAGAACACCGAGUUGUGUGAAAAAGUCUCAGAGAUGCAGGAAGCCAUCAAGAACAUGGAGGAGGUAGAAGAGAGACUUCAAACAGCGAAGAGCAGCCUUGAAGAGGAGACUAGCAAGCUCAAAAACAAACUGGAUGACAUGCAAGAUGAGGUCAAGAUGUAUGAGAAAUUCUCUGAACAGACUAACUUACGGCUUGGAGAGAAGACUAACCUUGUGGAUGAUCUGAAGAAGCAGUUGGUGAAGAUGACAGAAGCUGUGAGUGCUAAGGAAGAGGAGGAGAGGGAGCUUAAAACACAGCUGGAGCAGAAGACUAAUGAGCUUAGUGCUAAGAUUCAAGAAGCACAAGAUAGUAUGAGUGCUCAUGAGCAAUCUGAGAAGGCAUUGAAUUCUGAAAACGCCCGCCUCUUGGAGGAGACGGCAAUCCAAGAAGAGAAGAACUUUCUCAAGAUAACUGAGAUGAUGGAAACCAUCGACAGAUUACAGGAGUCGGAGGAGAAUCUGUUGACUGAGAAAUGCAGCCUUGAGGAGGAGACUACUCAACUCCAGAGCAAACAGGACGAGAUGGAGGAGGAAGUCGAGAUGUACAAGAAAUACGUCUCCGAGAUCAAGUUCCAGCUGGAGGAGAAGACUAAACAGGCAGAGGAACUGGUGAGCCUGAAGAAGCGGCUGCACAAGAUGCAGGAGACUAUCAAUGCCAGUGGCGCGAAGGAGCAGGAGCUGACAUCACUGCUUGAGGAGAAGACUAGUGAGCUGGAAGCCAGAAUGACAGACUCUGAAGAAUGUGAGAGUUGGCGUUUGAAGUUUGAGGAGCUACAGGCCAAGGUGGAACCUUUUAAGGAUCAGCUUGAUCAAUUUGAGAUGGAGCGGAAUUUAUUGCUGAGCCGCAACGAUGCUGCCCGGAGCGAGGUGACAAAGCUGAGCCAAGACUACGCGAAGCUGCUCGGUCACCAGAAUCACAAACAGAAGAUCCAACACAUCAUCAAGAUCAAAGAUGAAAACUUGAAACUCAAACAGGAAGUGAACAAACUGCGAGAGGAGACAAUGAAGCAGAAGAAUGCCCUGAGGAAGCUGCAAGAUUCCUCGUCAAACCGAAAUCGUUUUGAUCCCUCCAAGGCGUUUGCUGCUCAGAGAUCCAAAGAGAAUGCAGCACCUCUAAGCAAUCUCAACUCCACCUUCCGCUAAACCCUUUCAGAGAUCACAAAUCUGACCCAAUCCAACCUCACCAACAGGGUUCUCCCUUAAAAGUGUUGGCCUCUGGCCAAUGCCAGUUAAAACACCUAGGGACAAUUCAGAGUUCUCUCCAACUAGGCCCAAUUUCAAGGCUCUGCUUACCGCCGAAUUCUGCGCUUACGAUCACGAUUCCCUGCUUA
Asterias rubens (European starfish) is the source of this 3299-nucleotide messenger RNA. Its product is annotated as hyaluronan mediated motility receptor-like. The coding region runs from base 58 to 3111 and encodes 1017 amino acids. The record is from RefSeq and is a predicted model, not a curated record. The transcript has 16 exons. Lineage: Eukaryota; Metazoa; Echinodermata; Asteroidea; Forcipulatida; Asteriidae. Gene Ontology annotation, molecular function: hyaluronic acid binding. Gene Ontology annotation, cellular component: membrane.